UAAACCCCCGCCACAAUCUAAAAUGUGAAAAAUUACUUUACUGUUGAAAAUGUUUAUAAAAGACCUAAGAAAGGGUUUUUAUGACGAGAUCUUACAUCAGAGAGUGCUUGUUUUAGUUGCCUUUGAUGUUGAUGCUUUAUGUGCCUGUAAAAUACUUCAGUAUUUAUUCCAGUGUGAUCAAAUCCUUUAUACAAUUGUCCCUGUCACAGGAAAAGAAGAAUUAGAGAAAGCUUAUGUAGAAAAUUCAGAAGGGGUUAAACAUGUGAUAUUUAUAAAUUGUGGAGCAUCAGUAGAUGUUGUUGAGACUUUACAGCCUGAAGAAAGUGUCAGAUUUUAUAUAUGUGAUAGUCACAGGCCAGUAGAUGUACACAAUGUAUUUAAUGCAGUACAAGUCAAGCUUUUGAUGAAGGAAGAAGAAUUUGAUGAGUUACCAGAGUAUGAUUCCUUAUUCAGAGAUGAUGAUUCAGAUGAUGAUUCAGGAAAUGAUAGUGAUAGUUCAGAAAGGUCAGGAAAACGAAAAAGAUUCGAUGAUGAAGCUAUUGAAAAAAGACGAGAUAAAAGAAUCUGGAAUGAGAAUAGACAGAAGAUAUUAUUUGAAUAUAAUCAGUUCUCUACAUAUGGCACUGCUGCAUCUCUAAUAAUGUUUGAGUUGGCGUGGAAAAUGUCAAAAGAUACAAAUGAUUUAGUAUGGUUGGCUGUUGUAGGAGUAACAGAUCAAUAUAUACAUUUUAAAACCCCCAGGGAUAAAUAUAUUGAUGAUGCAAUGGCUCUAGAGUCACAUGUUGCUAGACAUAAUCACAGAGGAGAUGAUGAAGAUAAUAUCAUAUCUAUAAACUGUUUAAAAAUAGUGUUUGAUGAAGAAUUACAAUUAACAUUAUACAGACAUUGGUCAUUGUUUGACAGUAUAUGUCAUUCUGUCAACUUGGCUUGUAAAUUCAAAGUUUGGACAUUAAAGGGACAGAAAAGAUUACAUGAAUUUUUAGCAGAAAUGGGAAUGCCAUUGAGUCAGUGUAAACAGAAAUUUUCUUCAAUGGAAUCAACUUUACGACAUAACAUAAAACAGAUGAUACAAGAUCACAUGACAAAAUAUGGUUUAACCAACCAGGAUGUUGUGAUACCAUCAUUUUCAGCCCAGUAUGGUUAUAAAAAUAAAUUAUGUGCGUCUGACUAUGUGUUGGCUUGUGUUGCUACACUAGAAAAUAUAGAUAAAAAUAAAAGUGCUACAGAUAACUUUUUAAGUGCAUUAGAUAUUUUACAAAGGGUAAAUGUAGCUUCCCUAGAGAAGGCAGUAGAAUUGGCAAAGAAACAGACACAAGCCAUAGUGACACAAGUUCAGACAUUUCUAGACAUGCAUCAGGUCAUAUCUGCUGGCCCAUUCUUGUAUGCUUUUAUACAAGAGGGUACAAUGGAUGUCAAGUUCUUUUCCAAACCUCAAUGUUUGAUGAGAUUAGCUAGGUUUACAUUAGAAGCUCACUGUUCUGUUAGUCGUAACAAGAGAGCUCGAAGUCUACCACUGGUUCUAGGUGCUCCUUUAGAUGGAGAACAGGGAACAACUCUAGUUAUAGGUAUUCCUCCUCUUCAGCUGGAUGAUGAAAGGAAAAAUUUCUUUGGUAAAGCUUUCGAGCAAGCAGCUGUUAGUACCAAUUCUAGAACUUUGCAUGAUAGUUUUGACAGUUACAUUAUGGAAAUGAAAACAGAAGACAGAAGCAAGUUUUUCGAUGCAUUAAUAAGUCUUCUAAAUUAAAUAGAAAUUUUGUAUGACCUCUGUUAACUUAUUCCUCAAUACAAAGUAUGAUCCAUAAAUAUAUGAAAUGAUCUCACUACGUGUAUUCCAUGAUAAUACUUAGAAUGGAAGUUAUCAAGAAUCAAUUUCUACCUGAUUCUGUGAAGAUAAUAUGAUAUGAAAUGGAUUUUUUGUGCUGAACAAGUUGGUUUGAUGUUAUUACUGCUGAAGAUAUACAGGCCUAGUAUAACAUAUCUAAAGUUUGUAAAUUUUUAAUGCAAUAUCAUUUAUAUUGUAACAGCUAUGGCAACAAUAAAAUAUAAAAUUACAAUGCAAAUAUUAAGAUUAGAUUGUUCAUCCAAUUGUUUUACAACUGAAGAAAGUGUAGAAAAAGUCUCUUACAAAGUUUGAUUUUUCUGUACUUUUUGAUUCAUUAUCAUUCUUUGUGUCACCAAUUUGUAAAAUAUUAUUCAGACAGCCAAAACUUGUAUAUGAAUAUCAAUUAAAUGCACAUUUUAAUUAAUUUUAUUUGUAUGGAGCUUGUGAUAAGAAAUAAAACCGAGUUAGAUCAUUGAUCUAUAGUUAAGAAUAGUAUAGCAUGUAAAGAUACAAUUCCAAAAAUGAAAUAUUUAUUUAUUUACCUUAAAAUUAUUACAAGUACUGUAAGUAUCACAUUUCUUCGAAAAGGGUUACAUAAGUAACUAUUUACCUUGAAUGAAGUAAGUUUUAGAUGAAAUUUAAUGAGUUUUUUUUCAAAUGGUGUUAAACUGCAUUCAGGUUAGGUAUCAAUGUUUUGACUCUUUGAGUUUUGCAGGGAUUUUUAUUUUACAAUUGUUUUUUGAAUAUUAAUUUGACCUUGUAUUAUAAUGAUUUCUUUAUUACAAAUGCACCACUUAAUCCCCACUUUUAAGUGCUAUCUGUUUUCUGCUUAAUAGUGUUUAGUAGGUUAUUGUUUGCCUUUUUUCUUUUGACCAUUGCCUGUCCUCAUUCUAUUUACAUUAUCUUAUUUCCUCUUGACUUUUGACCAUUGCCUGUCCUCAUUCUAUUUACAUUUUCUUAUUUCCUCUGUUGACUUUUGACUUUUCAAUUAGAAAAUAUAAGAAUUUAAAAAAAGCAAGGACCUUUGUCUUUACUUCUAAAUUUCAGUGAAAAAUAAUUAUUUAGAAAUUAGCAUGUUCAUAAAGCCCUUCUCUUCAUGAAUUGUGUUCAAGCUUAUUUAAAAGAAGAUUAGACAAAUAGUUUGUCCUGAAUUGUAAAUACACUUGUCGUUAAGGAGGGUCUGGAUGAGGGGUCCUUCAUUUCUGUAUUCUUUUAAUUUUUUAAACCAUUUUUCUCUAUUCUUUAUUUAUUUUGCCCAUCAUUCUCUAUAUCUUAAUAUUUCAACACACCAUUCUCUAUUCUUUGGAGGUAUUAUUUGCCUAUUUUUUUCUAUUCUUUAUUUUAUUAUCCAUUAAUCACCACUUUUUGCCCAUUAUUCUCUAUUCUGUAAACCCCAUCCAGACCCUCAUUAAGUAUUUAUGUUGUAAGUGAUUAUACUAAAACAAAUAUCAUGUUACAUUAAAUGUUUUUAAUUGUAUAGAUUUAAAUGUACUAAUUUAUAUUAAAUUAUCAUAUCUGUA
Molecule: messenger RNA, 3342 nt
Organism: Mytilus californianus (California mussel)
Lineage: Eukaryota; Metazoa; Mollusca; Bivalvia; Mytilida; Mytilidae
Product: cell division control protein 45 homolog
Exons: 18
Coding region: 50-1744 (564 amino acids)
Biological process (GO): DNA replication initiation; mitotic DNA replication preinitiation complex assembly; double-strand break repair via break-induced replication
Cellular component (GO): DNA replication preinitiation complex
Molecular function (GO): single-stranded DNA binding; chromatin binding; DNA replication origin binding
Source: RefSeq, a predicted model, not a curated record